CAGCGGCAGCUUUUUUCCAUAUUGAUUAGUUAUGUCGCUUUUGUUGUUUACUCGCCACAUUUUUUUUGCCCAGGCCAGUUAAUUGCGUUAAUUCCCGGCGCGCGCGGGAAAAGAGGCGAACCGAACCGAGCCCGGAACCUCCGCAGGACUGUCCCAGCCGAGCCCAGCAGUAACCAGAAACCGGACCCCAAAGGCGAGACGCGAGCGAGCGCACAAAUCCCCCGAUGUCCGCGGGUGUGGGUGGCGGAGGGAGCAUUACCACCGAGCACCACAGUCGCCUCUACUUCCUCAACUCGCCGACGGCCCCGCUCACCGCCCGCGACCCGUUCUUCAUCAAGCCGGAGUAUCUCAGCUAUGAGAGCCCCAUGCACCAUGCCCUCUAUCCGGGCAACCGGGGCCUCCUAGAGUACAACAACUACACCAGUUCGGCGGCCGCGGCGGCAGCCGUUGCCUCGUCCGUAGCCACCUCCGUCUCCGUGUCCGUUUCCGGCUCGGGAGCGGGCUCCGCAUCGGGAUCGGGUUCCGGAGCCGCAGCCAGUGCCUCAGCCAGCGCAGCGACUGGAGCAGCAGCGGUCCUGAGCCUGGAGAACAGCUUCACCCAGCCAGGCAACCCCCACCAGCAACAGCAGCCGCAGCAGCAGCAACAGCAGGGGAAUCCCCACCAGGACGUGCUCCAGCAACAGCAGCAGCAUCCCCUGCAUCACCAUUUGUCCGCAGGCGUUGUGGUCGAGGGCGGCCAACUUGGUGGCAUACCAGGCCUUGCCAAUCUUGGCGUGCCGCACCUUAGUGCCCAGCAAUCCGCCACACAGCAGCAGGGCCAAUCCUCGCGAGCGCAGAAGGCCGCCCGCCGGAGGAGCAACGAGUCGAUCGAGGCCAGGGAAAGGCGGCUGGAGAGGAACGCCGCCCGGAUGCGGGACAAGCGGGCCAAGGAGUCGGAGGCCGAGUAUCGGGUGCGUCUGGCCAAGAAUGCGGAGGCGAACCGCGUGCGCCGCCAGAACGAAACGGAAGUACAAAGAACCCUAAGACUGAUGAAGAAUGCGGCGCGGCAGCGACUGCGCCGCGCCUCGGAGACCGUCGAGGAGCGCAAGAAGCGGCUGGCGAAGGCCGCCGAGCGGAUGCGGGUGGCCCGGGCCAGCGCGCCCAAGGUCAUCAAGCCGCCGCUGGCCGACAGGCUCAAGGGUUACUAGGAGAGGCCGUCUAUCGUCAAUGAAUCCCGGAGCUAUUUCGGAGCUGUUUUGGAGCUGGCUCUCCCCGCAAAGCAGGUGGCAAGGGCGGAGCACCUGCUGCUGCUGAAAAAGCUGGCCAGGAUCGGCAGGGGAACACGCAUCAAUAGAGGAACCACGAAUAAUAUAUAUUGUAUACAGCCUAUAACAGAAACCCCAGUCAGAAACAUGAACGGAGACGGAGACGGAGACCGGGAGGCCCUCGCGGAUGAGCGGAUGCAAUUGAAUGGGCAGCAGGCACUCUAGGAUUAAAGCCAGGCAAUUUUUUUUUAAGUUAACAAUUAACGAUUCCCCAUUAGCAAGAUGGGGAACCGUAAAGUAAUCAUAAAGUAAAGUAUUUUUAUAAUGCAUGCAUUAUAUUCGUACGGUAUGUAUGUAUACACACGACACGAGAGACACAAACACACGCACCAGCAUAGUCAUAGCACACAUAUGUAUAUGUAGAGCCCCAAAAAGGCAGUAAUGCCACCCCCGCCCACCCACUCCCCCCGGAAGAGGAAGCUUACAGCGGCGCCAGGGUGCCUCACUGUAAAUAGAAAUAGAAACCGCAGCGGACCGGGGACACGACCUCUCGGCCGCAAGCCAAAGCUGAAAAAUCCGAUUCGCAGACGGACGAGGCAACAAGUGCCUUUCCAGCAAAUCCUCGCGCGACACUGGCUUUGAUGUCAAAUACAAAUUGUUUUUCCUUCGAGGACAACUGAGGCACCCUGGCGGCAAACAACCCCCACAUGUGAGUGUAGUUGGUCCUUCACCAUGUAACCCAAAGCGGACAACGCCACUCACAUAGGGAUAUACACCCGCGGCAGCCCCUCAUAUAUAAGCGUAUAUAUCUGGAGCAUACACACAUGAUCCGUUGCCAGGCACAUAACGAAGUGUUUGUUGUAGCACGCAAUCCCUCCUCCUGCCACCACCCACUUUCGCCAGUCCCUAUCCUUGUCCUUAUCCCCGCCCCUCGCGCGCCCAAGUCCUGGGCCGGAUUGAAGACACUUCCGCUAGGGGCCCACAUGGUAUAUACACACAUAUACUGACGCGUAUAUAGUAUGCUAAUUAUAAUUGAUAAAGAGUAACCUUUAAGUUCUAGUCGAAAUUUCAAACUGUUUUUUUCCUGUCUAAACACGUUUACCCAUUGUUUUCGCCUUAAGACUUAGGAUUGAAAUACAUUUUUGUGUAUUGUAACAUUCAUGUACACUAAUAAUAACAAUACACGGAAACAACAACAAAAACACACGACGGCGCCAAGGAGAAAACAAAAGCAAAUACAAGAAACAUAACAAGUGAAAAAACGAGGAUAACAAAAUGAAUAUACUUGAAUAAAGUUGCAUUCACAAUUUUUAAA
Molecule: messenger RNA, 2559 nt
Organism: Drosophila biarmipes
Lineage: Eukaryota; Metazoa; Arthropoda; Insecta; Diptera; Drosophilidae
Product: AF4/FMR2 family member lilli
Exons: 1
Coding region: 225-1187 (320 amino acids)
Source: RefSeq, a predicted model, not a curated record